AUGGGAACUUAUGGAUACUGUGCCCCUGAAUAUGCCAUGAGCGGUAAACUGACUCUGAAAUCAGACAUCUAUAGCUUUGGCGUGGUUCUGUUGGAACUGAUUACUGGAUGCAAGGUUAUUGACUGCACCAAAAAGCCAGGAGAGCAGAAUCUGAUUGUGUGGGAUAUUCUGCAACCUUCUUGUUUAAUCUUUAAUCUAUGGUACACUUCCUUAUCCAACUUCAAGGGUUCUGGUAUCACAAAAUUGAAAUGUCUUCUGCUUGGAGCCUUUCCAUUUGUGGAUAGAAGUCCCGCUGGUUUGAGAGUGAUGCAUUAG
Fraxinus pennsylvanica is the source of this 315-nucleotide messenger RNA. NCBI's taxonomy places the organism in Eukaryota, Viridiplantae, Streptophyta, Magnoliopsida, Lamiales, Oleaceae. The record is from the annotation of a GenBank genome assembly.